CUAAAGAAAUAUCUUUUAAAAAGUAUGGCUUUAAUAUUAUUCAGACCUCUGACUUCUCUUCCUCAACUUCUACCAACACUGCGAUUACUCGUCAAGAUUUGCUUAUACAUAUUGGUUCCCUUCAAGAUACUGUAGCUGCAGUUGCAAGUUUGUUGAAUCAUUUGGAGAAGAAAACUAAAGAAUAUUCCAAUGGUUCAAGUUGUAAAGAGUAUGCACUUCUCCGUACCAAGUUAAAUGAUAUAUAUAUGGAACUCAAGAAAAGGAAGUCACAAAAAGAUAUGCUGCAAAAAAUUAAAGACCUUGAAAGCAUGUGA
Racocetra persica is the source of this 314-nucleotide messenger RNA. NCBI's taxonomy places the organism in Eukaryota, Fungi, Glomeromycota, Glomeromycetes, Diversisporales, Gigasporaceae. The record is from the annotation of a GenBank genome assembly.